Molecule: messenger RNA, 1173 nt
Organism: Papaver somniferum (opium poppy)
Lineage: Eukaryota; Viridiplantae; Streptophyta; Magnoliopsida; Ranunculales; Papaveraceae
Exons: 2
Coding region: 1-1173 (390 amino acids)
Molecular function (GO): nucleic acid binding; RNA-DNA hybrid ribonuclease activity
Source: RefSeq, a predicted model, not a curated record
AUGCUAGACGCGACGGAGGGCAAGUGGCGAUCCUCCUUCAUGGAUGUCUUCAGUGGGUAUAACCAGAUAAAAAUGGAUCCAUCAGACGGAAAGAAGACGGCGUUCCAAACUCCGUAUGGAAAUUUCUAUUACGUAGUAAUGCUAUUUGGCUUGAAAAUUGCGGGUUCCACGUACCAACGCGCUAUGACCUACAUAUUCCAUGAUCUACUAAAUCAAAUAGUAGAAGUUUACGUUGAUGACAUCGUGGUCAAGACGCAAGCAACUGAAGACCACGUAUCCCACCUAAAGACGGCUUUCGAGAGCUGCAGAAAGUUCAAGCUUAAAAUGAAUCCUCUCAAAUGCUCGUUCGGCAUGGAAUCGGGGAAGUUCUUAGGAUUUGUGUUCGGCGAUAGGCGCAGUCCUGGCACAAGACAUGGGAGGGGAAUAGCUAUCACCUAUUUAUUAUGUCAGUCGAGUCCUAAGGGACGCGGAGUUGAGAUAUCCGCGGGUGGAGCAAGCAUUCCUAGCCUUUAUCGACGCAACACAGAAACUGAUACCUAUCUCUUGACACACGAGACCAUCGUGGUAGCUGCGGCAAACCCCAUAACUUAUCUGGCGUCUAAACCUGUCCUCGCCGGAAGAACUGCUCGAUGGUUGCUACAACUGUCCGAAUUCGAUCUCAAAUACCAACGAGCCAAAGCAGUAAGAGGAAAGGCGAUCGCCGACUUAAUGGCUAUGUUUCCAGGAGAAGGGCACAAUGAGGUACAUGGAUACUUACCCGGAGAAGUGGCAGUCGCGGAUACUGACAAAAAGUGGACCAUUUUCUUUGAUGGGUCAUCGUACGACACCGUCGGGGGAGACGGUGUAGUGUUUGAAUCCCCGCAAGGCGAGUUACUCUCGUAUUUAUUCAAACUGGAUUUCCCGUGCAGUAAUAAUGUCGCUAAGUAUGGAGCAUUAAUCCUAGGACUCCGAAUGGCUAAGGAACUCAAUAUAGGAAGCGUGGAAGUUAAAGGCGAUUCAAAGAUCGUGACAAAUCAAGUGAAUGGCGAUUUAUACGUCAAAGAAUCACACCUGGCACCUUACCGGGAAGAGGCUCAAAGGUUGAUGAAUCAAACAGGGUCAACAGUUGACCAUACUGGAAGAGGUGGGAAUAAACACGCAGACGCCUUGGCAACCUUAGCAAGCAAAGUGUAA